Messenger RNA from Diabrotica virgifera virgifera (western corn rootworm), 831 nucleotides. RefSeq lists its product as uncharacterized. Gene Ontology annotation, molecular function: nucleic acid binding. The transcript has a single exon. The coding region runs from base 1 to 831 and encodes 276 amino acids. The record is from RefSeq and is a predicted model, not a curated record. Lineage: Eukaryota; Metazoa; Arthropoda; Insecta; Coleoptera; Chrysomelidae.
AUGAACAAUAAAACGUCUGAUAGUCCGAGACAAGUUGUAUUUUUAGAUAAAACUUGGAUUUUCGCUAAAGGAAAUAUGUCAAAAUCAUCCUGGCAAGAUGGCACCACGAAAUGUUAUUCUUCUAAUCGUUCCGGUAAUGGUAAACAGUACAUUAUACUUCAUGCUGGAAAUGAUGAGGGUUUUAUUCCGGAAGCUAGUUUAGUUUUUUCGUCCACAAAGAAUACAGGUGAUUACCAUGGAAAUAUGGAUGCAAAUAUUUUUGAAGAAUGGUUUGAAGAAAACUUGUUGAAAAAAUUGGAGCGACCAUCCAUAAUAGUGUUGGAUAAUGCAUCCUACCACUCCAGAGUAGAAGAGAGAUUUCCUUCAAGCAACUGGACAAAAGAAGAAAUACAGUUGUGGUUGACAGAAAAGAAAGUUUAUCACAGUGACAUAUUUUUAAAAGUUGAUUUACUUCAAAGGUGUAGAGAGCACAAAAUUCAAAAUAAAUUUGUUACUGACCAAAUGGCUCUUAAAUAUGGCCAUGAAGUUCUUCGACUUCCGCCCUAUCAUUGCCACUAUAAUGCAAUUGAGUUAGUUUGGGGUAUAGCCAAAAAUUUUUAUGAUAAACAUGCAUCCAAAACAACAGAUCACGCUAGCGUUCUUAGUUUAUGGAAAGAAUCCCUAGAACAAAUAAAAGCAGUACAAUGGCAAAAUUGUAUUAGACAUACUGAAGACAUAAUCGUUCAGUCUUUUCAAACCGAGCGAGUUAUAGACGAGGUCCGGCCUCUAAUUAUUCGGAUAGACAAUUCAGAUAGUGACGACUUUGAUAGUGAAAUAUCAGACAGUGAAUAG